Messenger RNA from Aedes albopictus (Asian tiger mosquito), 1931 nucleotides. RefSeq names its product glutaminyl-peptide cyclotransferase. The record is from RefSeq and is a predicted model, not a curated record. Bases 618 to 1682 code for a protein of 354 amino acids. Gene Ontology annotation, molecular function: glutaminyl-peptide cyclotransferase activity; zinc ion binding. NCBI's taxonomy places the organism in Eukaryota, Metazoa, Arthropoda, Insecta, Diptera, Culicidae. The transcript has 3 exons.
CCCAUUCAUUCGUCGGUUGAGCAUCGUCGUGACUAGACGCGACACUUGUUCGUUGCCGUGAGUCACAUCGAGUCGAACACACGCCGGAUACCUUUCUAUUUGGCCACCGCAGGGCAAACAACAACAUCGUAGUGCGGGUUUUCCACGUGAACCACGCUGCCUGUAGUGCUGUCUGUUGUCGUUGCGGCGUGCUAACCGGUGGCCUUUCAUGUAGUUAGUACAUACAAUCUAGUGCAGUUUGCCACCUUCAUCACAGCUGAUAACGUUUUUCGCAGAGAAGGAAAUUGCGCCAAUAAUGCCCUGGCGAUAAGUGUAGUGUAGCUUUAAAUACCCACCAUUUCCAGUGAAGUUCUAUCGUUCGGUGAACACAUCGUGACUUGCCGUGACCUCAGCAUCCACGGCUGCAUCAGGGAUAUCUUCGCACAGCUACCGUGUGUUCAUGCAUAAUUCAAACAUUUAUGAAAAGUAGUUUGUCUUUGAAGAAUAAAUUCAAUUUUUAACAGUUCAUUGAGUGCAAAACAACCAACCGUCUCCUUAUGUAAGGCGCUAAGACAAACAGUGAAUCAGUGCAUCAUACAUACACCCUCAUACGCAGACAAACAGCGCGCAAAGCCAACAUGUGGAGCCGAAGAUUGGCGACAACGUCGGGUAUCUUACAGCUGCUGGCAAUAGUGGUGACCUUCACACAGUGGCCAAUUCAACAGAUCGAUGCCCAGUUUACCGUUGACCAGAUGCGAGUGGUAUCCAAAUCGAACAAUGACACCCACUUUAGCCAGACGCUGAAAAAGAUUCUGAAGCCUCGGAUCGUUGGCACCGCCACCCACGACGAAGUUAAACGGUACAUCGUGGAACAGCUGAAGCGGCAACAGUUCACCGUUGAGUUGGACGAGUUCAACGACAAGACUCCACAUUUCGGACGGUUGAAGUUUUCCAACAUUGUCGGGAAGCUGAACCCGGAGGCGGACAAAUAUCUGACGCUGGCCUGUCACUACGACAGUAAAUACUUCCGGGAGCAUGCUUUCGUCGGAGCCGUUGAUUCGGCUGUGCCCUGUGCAAUGAUGUUGAACCUUGCGAAAACUACGGAAUCCGCUCUAUCACUGCUGAGAAACAACACCGAUCUAAGUCUGAUGUUGAUCUUCUUCGAUGGAGAGGAAGCCUUUAGGAAGUGGUCGGCGACUGAUUCUUUGUAUGGAUCAAGACACCUGGCGACCAAGUGGACCACAAUGCCGUACGUUUCGCGGACGCUAGGAAAAUCGAUGCGUGAGAUCGAUCGAAUUCAGUUGAUGAUACUGUUGGAUUUGAUUGGCGGGGAGAAUCCAAAGUUUUACAACUUCUUCGAUAACACCAAGAAUUAUCACAGAAGGUUGAGUGGCAUCGAGUCGAACCUGAGGAAAAACAGACUGCUGCUGAAGGACCCCAAAAGCAGUGAGAUGUUUGUCGAUCAGACCUCGUUCAGCAGGAUCGAGGAUGAUCAUUUGCCGUUUUUGAAGAGAAAUAUUCCGAUUCUCCAUCUGAUACCGGUACCAUUCCCGAAGCAUUGGCACAAACCAGAGGAUACGGAAGAAAACAUCAAUCUCCGAACGGUCGGAAACAUCAACAUGAUUCUGCGCGUGUUCACCUUGGAGUAUCUCACCUACUGCAACAGCAAAUAUGGCAAGCCACUCAGUUCCUGUUUGGAUUAGGUUGAAAGUGAUUGUUACGUGUGUACGAUGCACAAUGUAAAAUUGACACCCGGUAUUCAACAACCCGGAAAGUGUUUUGAAGCUUCUUUCACGCAAGCUACCUAAAUGAAAUUGAAAUUCAAGUGAUUGCAACUGCUUUAGAGUAACCACUCAACAUAAUUUAUACUUACUUUCAGUAUUUUGUGCACUAUUUAAACAAAUGCAUUUUUAAAUCAGAAAAAUAAACAUAAUUUAUUUUCCACAAUUUAU